Messenger RNA from Oxyura jamaicensis (ruddy duck), 5131 nucleotides. It is a transcript of the gene PIGQ, whose product is annotated as phosphatidylinositol glycan anchor biosynthesis class Q. The coding region runs from base 1216 to 2997 and encodes 593 amino acids. Gene Ontology annotation, biological process: GPI anchor biosynthetic process. The record is from RefSeq and is a predicted model, not a curated record. The transcript has 11 exons. NCBI's taxonomy places the organism in Eukaryota, Metazoa, Chordata, Aves, Anseriformes, Anatidae. Gene Ontology annotation, cellular component: endoplasmic reticulum; membrane.
UGUCUUGGUUUUCAGGCCGUUUGGGGUCUGAGUCGUUAAAUAUUGGUGAACGGCUGCGUUUUUCAGUUGGACUGCAGGUCUUUUGUCUUUGUCACACCUGGUGUCCUGCACCUUCACAGUCUCAGGAUGUCACAUCUGCCAUUUUUCUACCCUUCUUUUGGUACAUCUUUCCACUUGACUUCCUCUUCUGCUGGAGGCUUGAAACCCUUUGGGAAAAGUACGCGUUAUUUAAGGUUCUCCUGAGAUCCUGCAUCCUUGCAGGCUCCGCGUCUCUGCGGUUACCCCUCUGGUCAAGCAGAGAUGUCAGUCCUCUGUGGCCGCCAAGUGCUGCUCUCGCCAUGGGCGGGAGGGCCCUCAGUGCCUGCAAACGCUGUUCGGCAGCACACUGCAAACAAGAUCCCCCGCGAGCACCUUCACACCUGUUUGAGGGGAAGCACUGGGGCGAGCUUUGCACUAAAAGGGAGAAUUCGGUCCCAGAGAAACCUUACUCCUUGCAAGCACAGCAACUGCGGUGCUUCUCCGGUCGGAGUGAGCUGUGCGCCAAGGACACUUCACCUUUCUGCCUCGAGGGGCUGACAACUCAUCCGUGAGCAGACAUUUCCUCCCACUGUAUCUGGCAGGGCUGUGGGCCUGGCAGUAGGUUAAUCACUGGCCUUCGACGCUUCCCCAUUGCCUACUCCGUGCCCCAGCACAUUGCCAGAUGCAGAGAUUUCCUAGAUCAAUUGUCCUGCAUUAAAAAAAGAGGAAAACCAAAAACGCCAGGGACCUCUGUGUUGUGCAUCCUCCCUACGUGUUAUAAAUACGCUCUGUGUUUCUCUUUCCAAUUGACUGGGUCCCUCGCAGAGGAGCCAGCCUGGGGGCCUGUGGAGUUUUCACAUCUCUAACAAAGCACUGAAGGACAGAAAAGGACAGCGGGUGCCGGAUGCUGAUUGUUCUGUGCCAGCGCCCUCCUUACAGCAAUUAUAUUUCUGUUAGAAACCUCCACCUUAUUUAAAGAGACAUUGCCAACCGCCUCAAAGCUCCUUUUUACAAAAGACCUAUAAAGCCGGUGAGAUGUUUUCUUAAUGACCUGAAGAAAAAUACUUUAGAUAAGGAGCACUGAUAAAACAGAUAUGCCUCUCCUGUUUUGGGAUCUAAUGCACUGAAACUACUGCGUAAACUUUAAUCAGUUGAUCGGGGGUCCAUUCACAGCAAUCUUAUUGUCUUGGUUUCUGGAUGAGGGGAGUGAGACAGCCGGAGGUGUGCUGUUCUUCAAGGAUCGCUGACAUGGUACUUAAGGUGUUCUUUCCUUCAUGCUGCUCCUCAGCAGAAAGUGGCAUUUUGAUCGGGCGUUGGAUCUCGGAACAGAACUCUGCUGUUAUCCUUGCUGUGGUCCACUUCCCUUUCAUUCCCGUUCAGGUGAAGCAGUAUCUCAGUGAACUCCAACGGGUGACUAAGGUCAGUGUUUCUGUGCUUGGCUCAUGGAACAACAGCAAACAGGAGAAAGAAGAGAGUCUGAGCGAGUUCUUGGAAGACCUUGGGACAAUAUUCUCCCAUGAGCCCUGGAUUCAGAUAAGCAAAGAGGGAGACAGCAAAUUCUGGAGCUGUUCUACCCUUUGGAAACGGUCUAAUGACCACAGGGAAGAAGAAAUCAUCUUAGUGUAUUAUGACCAGCGCAAAGUUAUGCUUUCCUGUCUGCAUCCCCCUUUGGACACAGCUGCCUCCACUGACCACGAGGCAGAGGAUGCUUCAAGGCUCUCUGCCAUCUUUGACACCGUGGCAAAGAGCAAGAUACUCUUCAUGACGGACAAAUACGAUGAUGGGCCCAUCAAGCUGACCCACUGGCAGUCGGAUGGUGUUGAAGCAAGUAUCAUCGUGGAGCUGAUGAAGCAGGCCUCUGUGCCCGCGUGCAUGCUGCUGACAUUCCUGCUUUCGCUUAUCUCUGGGGCCUGCAAGAGCAGGAUGCUGAAGUUUUGGCCUUUGUCUUUCUUGUGGAGCAAACUCUCAACUUGUGAGCAGCUGGCACAUCGCCUGCAGCACCUCCAGGUCAUCAGCAGCAACAAGAAGGCCCAAAACCAGACCCAGCUAAUGAGGAAAGCCAACAUCUUUGUCUCUCUGCUGAUUGAUGUGGCUCUGGGAAUACUGCUGAUGUCCUGGCUGUACAGAAAGAACCGGAUCGGUCACCUCGCUGACACUCUCAUCCCUGUGGCUGAUCAUGUAGCUGAAGAGCUCCAGGACCUGCUCCAGUGGCUAAUGGGAGCACCAGCUGGACUGAAAAUGAACCGAGCUUUGGAUCAGGUGUUGGGCCGUUUCUUCCUUUACCACAUCCAUCUUUGGAUUAGCUACAUUCACCUGAUGUCCCCAUUCAUCGAGAUGAUCCUCUGGUAUGUCGGUCUGUCGGCUUGUCUGGGCCUGACUGUGGCUCUCUGCAUCCUCUCUGACAUCAUUGCACUUCUGACCUUCCACAUCUACUGCUUCUAUGUCUAUGGAGCAAGGCUCUACUGCCUGAAGAUUUACGGCCUGUCAUCUCUCUGGCGCUUGUUCCGUGGGAAGAAGUGGAACGUCCUCCGGCAGCGGGUGGAUUCCUGCUCCUAUGACUUGGACCAGUUAUUUAUUGGCACAUUGCUAUUUACAAUCCUGCUGUUCCUCCUGCCUACAACUGCACUGUAUUAUUUGGUGUUUACCCUGCUCCGUUUGCUGGUGGUGAUUGUGCAAGGCCUGAUACACUUGCUAGUUGAUCUGGUUGACUCUCUGCCUCUGUAUUCAAUCAUCCUUCGGCUCUGCAGAUCCUACAGGCUUGCAGCUGGCGUGAAGUUCAGAGUCCUUGAACAGCAGGAUGGAAAACCUCUUCGACUCCUUAUGCAGAUCAACCCUCUGUCGUAUGGCAGCGUGGUGCAGACAUACAGGCUGCCUACGUACAGCUGUUACCCUAAGGAUUCCUGGACAUCCCUCUGCAAGAAGCUGUUCCUUGGAGAGCUAAUCUACCCUUGGAAGCACAAAGGAGAGAAGCAGGACUAAGCAAAGCAGAAGAACCAGGACUGAAAGGCUUGGUCAGAAAAACGUACUGACUCCUAAUGCUUUUGGACCAAAGGUAUCUCAGAGCCAACAGCUGCUGGAUCCCUUUAAUUACUAAUUUUGUUAAUGUGGGAGGGGCUGACUUCUUAAAGGCAAGUGUUUUUAAACAUUGUUCUUCAACUUUCCCCUUCCCCUACACUGUGUUUGAGCUGGUUUGGUUUGCAGGCUGUUUCUUGUCAAUGCAGCGUUAUCCUACCCGAGAUGUCUGCCUGCUGGCACCAGGGGCUAAUGAUUUUUUUUCUCAUGCAAAAGGUGAAACCCAUCAGUGCCUCACGGAACCAGCAUUUAGCGUAAUCAAGGAAGUACCUCUCGAAUGGUUUCAUGCUGUAUACAUCUUUCCAUGUAAGUUCACAGGGUCGUAUGAACCAGCCCUUCAGGUGGUUCAAAGUCACACUGUUGAGGUGCAUUCUACCAAAGGGUAUUCUGGGCCUUUUAUGCUUCAGCAUUCAAGCCAGCUGAUCAAAGUGGACAUGGAGGAUCAGCUUUUAGAGCCACACACUGAAAAUUGUACAGUGGGAUUAUUCAGCUUCAGGGGAUAUUUAUUAUUUUCCUUUUGGUUGGGCUUGGAUUCCCCCCUGCCCAGUGCAGCACCAAAGCAGGUGUGAGCACAGAAACAAUGGGACUGGAGGCCCAGAAACAUAGACUGUGGUUCAUUUGUGCCUACAUGAAACACAGAUGGUCUCAUCGACAUUUUUCAAAAGCAAAUCUGGGGAGAGCUGAGCCCUGAGCUGACACCAGAACUGGAAGUGCAGGGCGCACAGCCUCAAACCCCAGCCUGCCCAGGCUGACACGGCAGCGAGCUGUGGUAGCUGAGAGCUCAGGGCCCUGCCAAGGCUCAGGGCUUCUUUCUCAGUUGCAGUCCAAGGCAAACACAGCUUUGCUGAGCCCAGCUCCGGCUGCGGUGUCUGCCAGAGGACUGCAGCAGCCCAGCUUGGUAUGCAGCUCAAGCAGCGCUGGGAAUUGUGUGCGGAUUCCCUUGCAGGGUCAGUACAUCCCCCUGUUUCUCAGGGCCCAGAUGAGAGCCUCUUCUUUUGCUGCCUCAUCUUCUGCACUUUCUGGUGGCCAAAGAGAUUUUGAAGUGAUUUCAGAUGAGGUAUUUAAAGCCACUUAUUUCCCUGUAGCUGUAGACACAUUUGUCUCAGGAGGAUUUUCCUGCUUUGGAUGCUACCUCUGCAGUGCAGCAGUGACUGGCUUCUCUGCAUCCUGUUCUGACUGUAUGCUUAUUUUGACAUCUGUUCCCCUUCCCAGUGAGUCUUCUCUUCCCUGUCUUGGGGAGAGUGCUUCUGUGCACAAGCUCGUGAUGUCCCGCUGUGUACUUUGCUGUUGUGCAGACAGUUUUAUACAAUCGUUACCCAAAAGUACACAGACUCUGGGUCUGCGAGCUCCUCUUGCCCUGACUGAAACAGGGAUGUAGUGUCACGGCACCCUGCUGCUGCUUUGCACUCCCCAAAGUGCAUUAAGUGGCAUGCUGGAUCCUUUCCUCUUUUCCUUGGCCCCAGAAGGCUCUGUUUGUCCAAGGGCACAGAGGACAGACAAGGAGGAUGUGUGUGUUGUGGCGGUCUGCACCUCCACUCGCAGGUUAAGAAUUUCCUACCCCAGCCCCAUGUCUCGUCUGUGUGCCUGGAGACAGCACAGGAGAGAAGGAUUACAGCCCCAGGAAUGUUGGCUGCUUUACAGCGUCCCUGGCAGGUACAUUUCGUUUGUCUGUAGCUGCUAACAGCCUCUGGCAGUGCAGCCACUGCUUCUGCAGUCAUAGCUUGAUGGAAAGAAAAUGAAGCUCUGUAGGCAAGUGUUUGGUCCAGACAUUCCUUAGCAGGCAAGCACAGAAGCUGCCGAGGUCUUUGCAGCUUUCUUAAGGGCAUGGUGAGGGAAGGCAGCAUUGCAGAGGCACUGCUACCAAAAGGUGCUGAUGGGGUUCCUUCGUCCAGGGGCCAGGUGGCAAAAAGCCCCUCCGCCACUGUUGCCGCCUCUGGCUCUGGAUGGGCCAUCACCAGCUGCAGAAACUGGAGAGAUUCUUGUUGUUCUUUAACGAUCAGUGCUUAAAACUCAUGUAAAAAUACAGCAUCUUCUUUUGGAA